Messenger RNA from Rubroshorea leprosula, 765 nucleotides. Lineage: Eukaryota; Viridiplantae; Streptophyta; Magnoliopsida; Malvales; Dipterocarpaceae. The record is from the annotation of a GenBank genome assembly.
AACAAUUUUUUACACUUUUUUGAUCCCUCAACUAUACGAAAUGCAUUCCGCUGUGGCCGGUGCCAGAGUCCGCGCCUCCUCCGCCAGUAAAGCCCGGGCUGAAGCCGAGAACUUAUGUUAUCCAGAUCCCCAGAUAUCAAAUCCUCCGCGUUCCUCCACCGCCGUUCUCCAAAACUGCAACAUUUACGCGCGAAAUCCACCUAACGAGAUCAACACUAUCACCGCACAAGCGAGAACUAACUCCAACCAGAACACCGAAAUUGUAAUCCACAACUCCCAGGUCGCUGCGGCUUCUGAUCUGAAAUUGAUCCAGAGCUCGGUCAAAACGUACCUGGGAAGACCCUGGCAGAAGUAUUCCCGGACGGUGUUCAUGAAAACCGUCCUGGGUAGUUCAAUUGCUCCGGUGGGUUGGCUUGAAUGGGAUGGUAAUUUUGCCCUGGACACUCUGUAUUAUGCAGAGUAUGCUAACACCGGACGGGGUUCAUCCACGGCAAACAAGAUCAAUUGGAAGGGAUACCAUGUUCUGACCAGCGCAACCGAUGGAUCGAAGUUCACCGUCGCCAAUUUCAUCGUCGGUAAUCCCUAGCUUCCAGCGACUGGCGUGCCUUUCACUUCUGGGCUUUAAAUAUAUCAAUUUCAUUAAAUUGCAUGUUCAUCAAUAAUCAUUGUUGGUUUUGAUUUCAGUUUCUUUGUGGGAAUUAAUUUAUAGUUUCAAAUUGUAUAGCAUAUGAUUUCUGUAAUAUACAAUAAAUCAAAUUGUCAUUC